Molecule: messenger RNA, 1374 nt
Organism: Maniola jurtina (meadow brown)
Lineage: Eukaryota; Metazoa; Arthropoda; Insecta; Lepidoptera; Nymphalidae
Exons: 5
Coding region: 14-697 (227 amino acids)
Source: RefSeq, a predicted model, not a curated record
UCAAAUAGUCAAAAUGGUAGGCAAAACGGUUGUGUCUCCAAAACAGAUGGAAAUUCUUGUAUCGUUCAUGGAAGAGAACAAGGACUUUGGGAGAGGACAUGUCUUCAGCAAAGGGCCAUUGGCCAAGCAAAUAAUAGCCGCAAAGUGGGCCAAACUGACCGCUAGGCUCAACAGUGUUACUGGAGCUAAUAAGUCAGCUAGGAAGUGGAGAGAGUAUUGGAAUGAUAAAAAAUACUCUGUCAGGAAAAAAUCCCUGUCAAUAUCGGGCGGGAGUUCCAGCAAGAAGUCCCUGGAUGAAAUGGAUGUCCGGAUACUGAAUGUUGUGGGCAAAGUGGCGGUCUACUCCGAAGAGUCUGUGAGGAUACCCAACCCAUUUGAUGAUGAAACAGCUGUGGAAGAUGAACUCCCUGGUGACCCCUUGACCAGUUUAAAUGGAGUUGAUGUAGAUGGAACCACCAACUCAACAGUACCACCUUUGAAAAGACGUCGCUAUAUAAGAACUCGCAGAGGAAUAGUGGCGCCAGAUUGGGCUGUACAAAUAGAGACGAGACGCGUGCGCGCUGAGGAGCGCUCCGCGGCCGCCUUCGAAGCCCUAGCGGCCUCCGCUGGCGGCCUGGCCGACAGUCUGGUCGGCAUACGGCAUGAGCUGGCUCAAAUACGGACACUGCUCGAAACUAGGCAGAACAACAAUUAUUGAAAAUAGUGAAAAAGUGAAUAGUGUUGAAAAAAUUGUUAAUAUGGAAAGGUUGGAAAGAGAGACCAUAGGACUAACAAGAAUUAGUCAAAGUAAAACAGUUGAUGCUAGUUUCAAAACAGAUUGAGGUAAAAAAACCGGUCAAGUGCAAGUCAGAAUCGCGCACUGAUGGUUCCAUACUCGGGUAUUUUUUCCAACAUUUUGCAUGAUAAAUCAAAAACUAUUAUACAUAAAAAUAAAUAAAAAUCUGUUUUAGAAUGUACAAGUAAAGCCCUUUCAUAUGAUACCCCACUUGGUAUAGUUAUCUUCCUUUGAAAAUUGAAACACAUUUUAAGAUCAGAUUUCAGAUUUUUUUUGAAAUUUCUCCAUUGUAUAAAUGUAAAUAGGGCAGCCUCCAGCACAUUAGACCGACAAUUAAAGGCUGGCAGAAAGGCAGCUGGAUGAGAAAGACAGAGGACUGGGUGUGGUAGUGCUCUUUAGGGAAGGACUAUGUCCAACAGUGGACAUCCACAGUCUGAUAAUGAGAUGAUGAUAAAUGUAAAUAGGUUAAAUUUAAUCAAAUACCAGAUAGCAAUAAUUUAUAUUGUACAUAAAGGAUAAUAACUGUAUAAAUAAUUUAUUUUAGGUACACAUUAAUUUAUUAAUUAAGUGUCAUUAAUUUAUGGAAAUAAAACAGUUUG